This is a messenger RNA of Scomber scombrus (Atlantic mackerel), 1197 nucleotides long. RefSeq names its product dexamethasone-induced Ras-related protein 1-like. The coding region runs from base 74 to 868 and encodes 264 amino acids. Lineage: Eukaryota; Metazoa; Chordata; Actinopteri; Scombriformes; Scombridae. The transcript has 2 exons. Gene Ontology annotation, molecular function: GTP binding; GTPase activity. The record is from RefSeq and is a predicted model, not a curated record.
UCACAGGAAGGAUUUAAGUCCCAUCUCUUGCUACACACAGCACCACACAAUAUCAGGUGCAUCUGCUGCAAGCAUGAUUAAGAAAAUGUCACCGCCAGAGAAUGAAUUCGACAUACCGGCCAAGAACUGCUACAGGAUGGUGAUUCUGGGCUCCACUAAAGUUGGGAAGACAGCCAUCAUUUCUCGGUUUCUGAACGAGAGGUUUGAUGACCAGUACACACCCACCAUUGAGGACUUUCAUAGGAAAUUCUACAGCAUCAAGGGAGAUGUUUACCAGCUGGACAUUUUGGACACAUCUGGAAACCAUCCCUUCCCCGCAAUGAGGAGACUCUCAAUUCUUACCGGUGAUGUGUUCAUCUUGGUAUUCAGCUUAGACAACAGAGACUCCUUCGAGGAGGUGCAGCGCCUGAAACGCCAGAUAUUUGAGACGAAGUCCUGCCUGCGAAACAAAACCAAGGAGAACGUGAACGUCCCGCUGGUCAUCUGUGGCAACAAGUGUGACAAUGACUUUUACCGUGAGGUGCAGGAGGACGAGAUCGAGCAGCUGGUUGGUGGAGAGGAGCACUGUGCGUACUUUGAAAUCUCAGCAAAGAAGAACACCAACGUAGACCAGAUGUUUCAGACUCUCUUUACCAUGGCUAAGCUGCCCAACGAAAUGAGCCCCGACCGUCACUGCAAAGUUUCGCUGCAGUACUGUGAGGUUCUGCACAGAAAGUCCUUCAGAAACAAGAAGUGCAAGGACGGGAACGCUUAUGGGAUUGUUGCGCCGUUUGCGCGGAGACCGAGCGUGCACAGUGACUUGAUGUACAUAAAGGAGAAAGCUGUGGGAGGCAGCCAAACGAAAGAGAAAGGCUGCAUCAUAUGCUGACCAUUUUUGGCCAGUUUGCAAAGACUUUCUCUCAGACUUUCCAGAGCUGAAGCGAUGGCCAGUCAUUCUGCAUACACUGUAGACUUCAGUGCCUCAAGCGACAUAUAGGUUGAGAUCCAAACAGUGCUGAAAACACAGGGCUGAUGGCUCAUAGCUCAUAAGCCUCUCCCUGUAGAUGCUCUGAAAAUGUUGUAAAAUCUGCUACUAAAACUUGCCAAAAUGGCACUUUAGAAAAAAUGUUUACAUUUUGAUUUUGAUUUUUUUCCAAAAUUGGUGGAACUUGAAUGUUGCAUUAUGAACAAAUAUGAACCUGAAUGUGUAUUUAUUAU